GUCCCCAGAGGCCCCCAGCCCGCACCCGGACAACAGGUGCGCCGAGGAGGAGGGCGGGAGCGGGGGGGCGGGGCCCUCGGGCCUCGGGGCGCGCGGUCCCCCGGGUCCCCCCCGCCCGCACGAGCGGCCGCGGCGCGGGAGGCGGCGGUGGAGGCGAGCGGGGCGCGGCGGCGGGCACCACGGCGGGCACCGCGGCGGGAGCGCGAGCGGCGGCGCCAGCCCAGCCCCGGCCCGCGCGUCCGCCGAGCCCGGGGUCCGCGGAGACAUGAGCGCCCGGCAGCGCGACGCACCCCAGGCGCAGCGGCGCGGCCCCGCGGCCCCGUGAUGGGCUCCUGCGUGUCUCGAGACCUGUUCACAAGUGCCCACAAGGACUGCCCCCUGCCUCACAGCAUGGACACCCUGAACCCAGACUUGCCCACUAUUGCUCCAGACCAUGUCAUUGGCAAGGACAAACAGAUGGAUUUCUGUUGGGAUCCUUGGCAGAGGUGCUUCCAGACCACCAGCGGCUACCUGUCCGACUCCAGGGCCUGCUCCAGCAGCUACAAUGUGGCUGCCCUGGCCACCUCGUCCCUUGUGGGCGUCGUGCAGAGCAUCAAGGACCACAUCACCAAGCCCACAGCCAUGGCGCGCGGCCGCGUGGCCCACCUCAUCGAGUGGAAGGGCUGGACGGCGCAGAGGUCAGCCUGGGAGCUGUCCCCGGAUGACGACGAGCCCUACUGCUGCCUCUCGGACGAGCUGCGCGAGGCCCGCUUUGCCGCCGGGGUCGCAGAGCAGUUUGCCAUCACGGAGGCUACGCUGAGCGCCUGGUCCUCGUUGGACGAUGAGGAGCUGCACCCCACCAACAGCCCCCGGGACAUGGUCCAGCUUCAAGACCUGGAGAGCGUCUACCUUCAGGACAGCCUGCGAAGUGGCCUCUCGCUGGACGACAGUCUCCUGGCCUUCUCCUCCCCUGGGCUCUCCCCGGAUGGCUGGCCCUCCCCCGAGGAGCCCCCACUCUCAGUGGCUGGCCCCCACCCCCCCAGCCCUGGACAGCAGCGGCAGCCGGAGCCAGGGGGCCCAGACCCCGCCCGAGCUGCCCGCCUGCAGGGCUCUCUGCCCUCGGUGGACUGCGGCGUCCCCUCCGAGGAGGAGGAUGAGGUGUUCUAUAACUGAGGCCCGCCCCGACAGCGCCUGGCCGUGAGGCUCCUGACCCCUCUGGCCAGCAGGGACGGGGCCAGUGCUCCUGGGGGGGCCACUCUGUGCAUCCCCCUUUUCUUGGCUCAGGUGGGCACCUUCCUCUGCAGAAUUCCCUCCAGGGGACGGCUCAAGUCUGCUCAGGUGCCGCCCAGAGGAACCAGCAGCUGGGAAGGGGCCUGGGACACCCAGGGGAG
Molecule: messenger RNA, 1370 nt
Organism: Sorex fumeus (smoky shrew)
Lineage: Eukaryota; Metazoa; Chordata; Mammalia; Eulipotyphla; Soricidae
Gene: FAM131C
Product: family with sequence similarity 131 member C
Exons: 7
Coding region: 325-1152 (275 amino acids)
Source: RefSeq, a predicted model, not a curated record